AUGGACCCAACAACCCUUUUGCAGUUUUCUUCUCAGAACUUGAAAGCAUGCACCAGCAAUUUCAAUGAGAACAACCUCAUUGGAUUGACACAGUUUGGUAGAUUGUUUAGAGGCAACCUUGAAGGUCAACGUGUAUUAGUGAAAAUAUGGGAUAGAGAAAAAUUGGAGUGGAUAAGUUCCAAAUAUAAUGAUGAGUAUUUGAUUAUGAAAGCAAGAGGAAGUAAAGUUUUGGAUAAAUCCAACAUUGGAAGGUUACCACAACUUGGUGACCUUGAUUGGCUAUACUUGGGAGAUAGAUAUAGCCUUAAUUGGGUUCAGAUAACAAAUGUAAUUCAUGAGCUUGCAAAACUCCUGAAUUUCAUUCAUGACCAGAAGCAGAAUAUGGUGUUAAAUAUCAGUGCAUCCCAUACCCUUCUUGACAAGGAUUACAAGCCACAGUUAUUUGAUUUGCUGUUACUUGGCGAAGUGAAAAUGCUAAAGGAAGAAUUAACAAUGUCAACUAGCUACAUCGAUCCUUAUUUUUCUAUAAAGGGUGGUGAAUGGGAUAGAAGCAGUGAAGUGUUUUCAUUAGGCAUUGUUAUGCUUCAACUAAUAACCAAAAGAAUUUCAGGCAUUAGGAAGAGAAAAGAUGGCAACUUAAACUUGGAUAGUCUAAUGCAUAUUUGGGCCAAGAAUGAGUACAAGCCGAAUUGUUCUCUAGUCCACAAAACUCUGAAGGAAGAUUGGUGUUAUUGUGCUGAAGAUGGUGUUGCAAUAACUCUACUUGCUAUGCAGUGCAUAGAAUUUUUUCCAGCAAACCGUCCAUCAAUGAGAGAUGUCUUGCACAGUUUAGAUAAUCUUUCAGUGUUACAACGUUUGCCUGAUGCUAGACCAACAAAACGGGAAAAGUAA
Abrus precatorius (Indian licorice) is the source of this 891-nucleotide messenger RNA. Its product is annotated as cysteine-rich receptor-like protein kinase 18. The coding region runs from base 1 to 891 and encodes 296 amino acids. Gene Ontology annotation, cellular component: plasma membrane. Gene Ontology annotation, biological process: protein phosphorylation. The transcript has 5 exons. NCBI's taxonomy places the organism in Eukaryota, Viridiplantae, Streptophyta, Magnoliopsida, Fabales, Fabaceae. Gene Ontology annotation, molecular function: ATP binding; protein kinase activity. The record is from RefSeq and is a predicted model, not a curated record.